AUGCAUCUGGUCCUCAACUUGGCGCUCUUCCUUUUCUUUGGUGAGUUGGUGAGAUGGGUCUUACUUGGAUUGUUGUUUUACGACUUUGUUUUUUUCUUUGAUAAAACAUUUUGGAGAAAGUUCCUUAUUCUGGCCACAACAAAGGUACUCUGCGAACUGCGCCCAAGCCUAGGAACUAAAGUUGGGAAGAAAAGCUCCGUCCUAGCUGGUACUGAAUUACUAUAGUAGCUCUAUAGUUUUAAAGUACCUACAAAGGCUAUAACGGCUCAUUUUGCUCUACACGGGGGCAAUAAGUUUAGUUCCAGACAGGUUUCAUCGUAUAAAGUGUAAAAUCGCAGGCUGCAGCCGUUUUUGAAGGUUAAGGUGGUACGUAAAAAAGCAGGUACCCGACUAACUAAAUCCACUAUAGGCAUUGACAACGACGAAUGGAGCCUGCACGCCAAAUUUGGGCUAAUUCUGACCAGUUUCCGCAACGUUAUAAGUUGUGGCCAGAAAAAGGAAGUUUUACCAACAUUGGCACCUUGUCUCUCCGUACUUACAAUCAUUUUACAUUCUUUUUUUACUUUGCAGCUUCCGUCACCAACUCCAUUAGAUGCUAUACAUGCAACGAGGAUGCAUCUCGCAGAGGUACGGACUGUGUGAAAUCUAAGAUCACUAUAAAGGAUUGCGGCAACGACAAUGGUUGCAUUAAGGGAUUGUUGAAGCUUGAGUCCCUUGAAAUACGAUACAAAAAAUGCGCUCCUGUAGGUUUUUUAUUCCGACAUUUUAUAGAAACCCAGGGGCCUGUUUCAUCAACGAAAAAUAAAUAAAAUAAACGAAAGGGAAAGCGAGAGAACACCCAAAACACGUUUCGAAGCGAGAGAGUCGCGACAGAUUAGUAUAGACCAUCUAUAGAGCGGCGCAUUUAUCACGGCGAUCGGAGUGACUUUUUACGUCCAAAACGGGGGGUUCUCAGCGGUAAUCAGUGGAUAACUCGGCUCCCGGUGGUCGUAGAAUCACCCUUCCAAAAACCAAAUAAAGCUAUUCCCUAGAGCUACGUGAUAUCCAAAUUUCAUAUUUAUACUUCAAAAAAUGAACUCAGUAGACACCUAGUAGAUCGUAGUAUUCAACUUUUUUGACGUUUUUUUCUGAAAAACGUUAUUAUUUCAGUCAAUUUUUAACAUAAUGGGAUAAAAUUGGUACCUGUCGAUAGCCAAACGUUUACUCUACAAAACUUUUUUAGAGGGGCGGUUUUCAAAAAAUGAACUCGGUAGACACCUAGUAGAUCACAGUAUUUACGCUUUUUUUACGUUUUUUCGGGAAAAAACUUUGUUUUUCACUCAGUCUUUAACAUAAUGGGAUAAAAUUAGUACCAGUCGAUAGCCCAACGUCUAAUCUAUAAAAAAUUUUUAGAUGGGCGGCUUCUUUUGCCCUGUGGCCUGCGAAACGUCUAUGUUUACUGUCAUGAACCACCGUUUUUGACACAAAAAACCAUCGCGUUUCGAGGGCGCCCUUUUCCUCUCUUUUGUUUUUUCGGAAACGAUCGAAGGACUUUUUACGCAAAUAGAAGACAUCGUCUCACGAAAUUGAACGUUUCGCAGGCCACAGGGCAAAAGAAGCCGCCCCUCUAAAAAUUUUUUAUAGAUUAGACGUUGGGCUAUCGACUGGUACUAAUUUUAUCCCAUUAUGUUAAAGACUGAGUGAAAAACAAAGGUUUUUUUCGAAAAAACGUAAAAAAAGCGUAAAUACUGUGAUCUACUAGGUGUCUACCGAGUUCAUUUUUUGAAAACCGCCCCUCUAAAAAAGUUUUGUAGAGUAAACGUUUGGCUAUCGACAGGUACCAAUUUUAUCCCAUUAUGUUAAAAAUUGACUGAAAUAAUAACGUUUUUCAGAAAAAAACGUCAAAAAAGUUGAAUACUACGAUCUACUAGGUGUCUACUGAGUUCAUUUUUUGAAGUAUAAAUAUGAAAUUUGGAUAUCACGUAGCUCUAGGGAAUAGCUUUAUUUGGUUUUUGGAAGGGUGAUUCUACGACCACCGGGAGCCGAGUUAUCCACUGAUUACUGCUGAGAACCCCCCGUUUUGGACGUAAAAAGUCACUCCGAUCGCUGUGAUAAAUGCGCCGCUCUAUAGAUGGUCUCUACUAAUCUGUCGCGACUCUCUCGCUUCGAAACGUGUUUUGGGUGUUCUCUCGCUUUCCCUUUCGUUUAUUUUAUUUAUUUUUCGUUGAUGAAACAGGCCCCAGAGUUCUCUAUUUUCUUUACUGACUUCAUUGCUUUCAGAACAAAAUAAAUGAAGACAAAUGUACCGAUCGUAGCUACAACGGGUUCGAGUGCAGCUGCAGAGGAGAUUUGUGUAACAACUCGCCUGGAGAUUCCUCGUCCCUCAUCGUAAUCGUCACUCUUCUUGUUUUCUUUAUGAUUUUUUGA
This is a messenger RNA of Bursaphelenchus xylophilus (pine wood nematode), 2406 nucleotides long. The record is from the annotation of a GenBank genome assembly. Lineage: Eukaryota; Metazoa; Nematoda; Chromadorea; Rhabditida; Aphelenchoididae.